GGUGGACGAGGGAGAGCACGACAGGAGGGAAAAGAUGACGAGAGAAGCUAGAUUUUGGAUCAAAUGCGAGCGGCGAGAAGCGGGGAGGCCACAGUCUCCCGUCGGUACAAUGUACUUGGUCCUUUACCGCAUAGAUUAGCCUCGUCGCUUGGUGAAUUUUUUUCGUGGGAUUGGUGCGCCAUUUCUGCACCAGGGUCAUGUGGUGUUCGAGAUUUUCGAGGGAUUUUCUGGUUCGGAUUCUCCCCGACGUCGGGCUCAGGUCAAAGCCGGACUUUGAAGGUUCGACGCGAUGUUGCCGCUCCCCAAUCCCGAAGCUUUCAGAGAAGAUGGCUUCCUAGGACCAGCCGCUUCAUUGACGUUUAUAGCUGCCGGCAAUAUUGGUUGAUUUCGGGAUUCUAGGGUACCAGAGGUAAAGGACCGAUUUUUCUGGCCCUUAAAUGGAUUUCAGCCUUGGAAGUGCAUCAAAGGUGUGAUCUUUCUCGGUUUUCGUGUAUUAUCAGAUUGAGAUUCUCUUCCCUUCUCUGGACUCAGUAAUUGCGUAGCUCGUUAGCCUUGGGUACGGAAGAUGUGGGAUCCUGUUCGUUUAUCUACUUGUUUGUGCAGCUGGGCGUGGGUUAAUGUCAUGGGUAGUGCUUAAAGGAAUGGCGCGAGGGACGAGAAGAAAACUCCAUUUCAGCAAAUUAUACAGCUUUGUUUGUGGUAGAUCGAAGUUUGAAGUUGACCACUCUCAGAUUGGAGGCCCGGGCUUUUCCCGUGUGGCCUAUGCGAAUGCGCCAGAUUGCUCUGAGGCUGGCAACCUAAACUAUGGAUCCAACUACGUUUCCACCACCAAGUACACAUUGGCUACAUUCUUCCCCAAGUCACUGUUUGAGCAGUUCAGGAGGGUUGCAAACUUAUACUUUCUAUUUACCGCAUUCCUUUCUUUUUCUUCCUUGGCUCCUUACUCUGCAGUGAGCAUAAUUAUCCCUCUAAUCGUGGUGAUUGGAGCCACCAUGCUGAAGGAGGCCAUUGAAGACUGGCGGCGAUACCGACAGGAUAUCAAGGUGAACAAUAGAAAAGUCGAACUAUAUCAUAGGAGUAGCACAUUUGGAUUUACAGAAUGGAAGAAUCUUAGGGUUGGUGAUAUUGUGAAGGUGGAGAAAGAUAAUUUUUUUCCUGUGGAUCUUGUAAUGCUUUCUUCGAGUUAUGAGGAUGGGAUAUGUUAUGUUGAGACAAUGAACCUCGAUGGAGAAACAAACUUGAAAUUGAAACAAUCGUUGGAGGUAACUUCAGGUUUACAAGCAGAUUCUAGCUUCCAGAAUUUCAAAAUGAUAAUCAAAUGUGAAGAUCCAAAUGCAAGCCUCUAUACCUUUGUUGGAACUAUGGAAUAUGAAGACCAGGAGUACCCUCUGUCACCUCAACAGCUUCUUCUCAGGGACUCAAAAUUGCGAAAUACUGACUACAUAUAUGGAGUAGUUGUUUUCACAGGUCACGAUACAAAGGUCAUGCAGAAUGCCAUGAAUCCACCAUCCAAGAGGAGCAAAAUUGAGAUGAAAAUGGAUAAAUUGAUUUAUCUUCUCCUGUUUUCUCUGGUUGUGAUCUCAUCUGUUGGUUCAGUUGUCUUUGGUAUAAUAAGCAGUGAUGAUCUGCAAGAUGGAAAGGUGAAACGAUGGUACUUUAGACCUGAUGACUCUUCAAUAUAUUAUGAUCCUAAGAGAGCAGCUGUUGCAGCAAUCUUGCAUUUCUUGACAGCCAUCAUGUUGUAUAGCUAUUUCAUCCCGAUUUCUUUAUAUGUUUCCAUAGAAAUAGUCAAGGUUUUGCAGAGUAUUUUUAUCAAUCAAGACAUUAAAAUGUAUCAUGAGGAAUCAAAUAAGCCUGCUCGUGCACGAACAUCAAACUUGAAUGAAGAGCUCGGUCAAGUUGCCACAAUCCUCUCAGACAAGACUGGAACUCUGACCUGCAACUCUAUGGAGUUCAUUAAAUGCUCAAUUGCAGGAAUUGCUUAUGGCCAUGGGUUUACGGAGGUUGAGAGAGCAAUAGCUAGGAGGAAAGGGUCCCUGUCGAUAGAAAACGAACAAUCUGAAGAAAAUCAUGAGCAAGCAAAACCAGCAAUUAAAGGGUAUAAUUUUGAUGAUGCACGCAUCGUAAAUGGGAACUGGGUUUAUGAGCCUCAUUCCGAUAUCAUUCGGAUGUUCUUUCGGCUGCUGGCCAUCUGCCACACUGCCAUACCUGAAGUAGAUGAGGAAACAGGGAAAAUAUCAUAUGAAGCUGAAUCACCUGAUGAGGCAGCUUUUGUCAUUGCUGCAAGGGAACUUGGCUUCGAGUUUUACCAGAGGACACAGACAAGAAUUUCUAUACAUGAACUAGAUCCAGUGUCAUGCAAGCAUGUUGAGAAGUCAUAUAAGUUAUUAAAUGUUUUAGAGUUUAAUAGCUCCCGGAAGCGGAUGUCUGUGGUGGUUCAAGACGAUGAAGGAAAGUUGCUACUGCUCAGCAAAGGUGCUGACAGUGUAAUGUUUGAAAAGCUUGGGAAAGGUGGAAGAGGAUUUGAAAAUAAAACAAAGGAGCACAUGCAUGAAUAUGCUGAUGCUGGUUUAAGAACCUUGGUACUUGCAUAUCGUCGGCUUGAUGAAGAAGAAUACAAAAGCUUCAAUAAAAGGUUCAUGGCUGCUAAGAAUUCAGUCACUACUGAUAGAGAUGAAAAAAUUGAGGAAGUUGCAGAUUCAAUAGAGAGGAAUUUGAUUCUUCUUGGUGCCACAGCUGUUGAAGACAAACUGCAAAAUGGGGUACCUGAAUGCAUAGACAAGCUUGCACAAGCUGGGAUUAAGAUAUGGGUGCUGACUGGUGACAAGAUGGAGACAGCCAUCAAUAUAGGCUUCGCAUGCAGCCUUUUGAGGCAGGGGAUGAAGCAAAUAAUAAUUACCUUGGAUGGACCAGAAAUAAUUCAUUUGGAGAAGGAUGGAAACAAAGAAGCCAUUGCUAAGGUGUCAAGGGAUAGUGUACUCUAUCAGAUAAAUGAAGGAACGAAACUACUUAGUUCAUCAAAUACUGAAUCAUUUGCCUUGGUUAUUGAUGGAAGAUCACUUGCAUAUGCUUUGGAAGAUGAUGCUAAGAACUUAUUCUUACAACUGGCUGUUGGUUGUGCAUCAGUUAUAUGCUGCCGCUCCUCCCCCAAACAAAAAGCCCUUGUCACAAGGCUUGUUAAAGCUGGCAGUGGUAAGGUGACCCUAGCAAUUGGUGAUGGGGCCAAUGAUGUAGGCAUGCUCCAAGAAGCGGAUAUAGGGGUUGGUAUCAGUGGUGCUGAAGGAAUGCAGGCUGUCAUGGCAAGUGACAUUGCAAUAUCUCAAUUUCGCUUUUUGGAGCGUUUGCUACUUGUGCAUGGGCAUUGGUGUUACCGAAGGAUUUCAUUAAUGAUAUGUUACUUCUUUUACAAGAAUCUUACCUUUGGACUCACCCUCUUCCUAUACGAGGCAUAUUCAUCAUUCUCUGGUCAACCUGCAUAUGAUGAUUGGUAUAUGUCAUUGUAUAAUGUUGCCUUCACUUCUCUUCCUGCGAUUGCUUUGGGGGUCUUUGAUCAGGAUGUUUCUGCUCGAUUUUGUCUAAAGUUCCCCAUGCUCUACCAAGAAGGUGUGCAGAAUCUCCUUUUCAACUGGCUUCAGAUACUAAGUUGGAUGUUCAGUGGUGUCUGCAAUGGUAUCAUGAUCUUCUUCUUCUGCACUACUGCACUGCAGCAUUGGGCCUUCCGGAAGGGUGGUGAGGUUGUCGAUCUGGAAGUGCUUGGUGCCACAAUGUACACAUGUGUUGUAUGGGUUGUGAAUUGUCAAAUGGCACUCUCCAUCAGCUACUUCACUCUGAUACAGCACAUGUUCAUCUGGGGUGGCAUUGCUCUGUGGUAUCUCUUCCUUCUGGCCUACGGGGCCAUCACACCCACCUUGUCAACCUCUGCCUUCAUGGUCUUUGUUGAGGGGUUGGCUCCAGCUCCCGCUUAUUGGAUCAUAACACUCUUUAUUGUCAUCGCCACCCUCCUCCCUUGCUUCAUUUAUUUGGCUAUUCAGAUGCGGUUCUUCCCAAUGCACCACAACAUGAUUCAAUGGAUGAGGUUUGAUGGUCAUGCAGACGAUCCCGAGUACUGCCAAGUGGUGCGCCAGAGGUCCGUAAGACCCACCACAGUCGGGGUGUCUGCUCGGGUUGAUGCAACGUUAUGCUCUCAACCAGCUGCUUCUAGAUGAGAAUCGUCUCAAACUGGACCAUAACAUUUCCUUGAGAAUGCGUGGGCUCAAGUGAGAGCUGCCCUGCGGAUGGAUGAUGUUGCUUAGAGGGUAUAUAUCCCAAUGUCGGGUAGUUGUGUUGUAUGAUUAUUUCCUAAUUUUGAUGUCAUUGCAUCUCUUAUUUUGAUUCUUUGCUGUUUUGGUUUGACUUUUUUUUUGUAUAAAGAAAAAGAUUCUUAAGACUUUGUAACAAGUGUUCAUUGGUUAAAUAAAAUUUGGAUUUAAC
Musa acuminata subsp. malaccensis (wild Malaysian banana) is the source of this 4470-nucleotide messenger RNA. RefSeq names its product putative phospholipid-transporting ATPase 9. Lineage: Eukaryota; Viridiplantae; Streptophyta; Magnoliopsida; Zingiberales; Musaceae. Gene Ontology annotation, molecular function: ATP binding; ATPase-coupled intramembrane lipid carrier activity; ATP hydrolysis activity. Gene Ontology annotation, cellular component: plasma membrane. The record is from RefSeq and is a predicted model, not a curated record. Gene Ontology annotation, biological process: phospholipid translocation.